Messenger RNA from Mercenaria mercenaria, 4189 nucleotides. Its product is annotated as toll-like receptor 8. The record is from RefSeq and is a predicted model, not a curated record. NCBI's taxonomy places the organism in Eukaryota, Metazoa, Mollusca, Bivalvia, Venerida, Veneridae. The transcript has a single exon. Gene Ontology annotation, cellular component: membrane. Gene Ontology annotation, molecular function: protein binding; transmembrane signaling receptor activity. Gene Ontology annotation, biological process: immune response; toll-like receptor signaling pathway. The coding region runs from base 36 to 2201 and encodes 721 amino acids.
AGAACCACUUCCUUUUCCUUACUGUUCUAGUCUUUAUGACUGGUCUAUACGGAAGAACAAAUAUCAAUGGAAUGGACGAUUGUUUUACUGAAGAAUCAUCAGUUAUAUGUGAUCACAGUCUACCAUAUGUUCUUCCUGAUAAUAUGACAAAAGUGAUUGUUAAAGACUUUUUGCAUACCAUGAUAAAAAAUGAAACAUUUACGGAUAUAAGCUGGAUGUCAAUAGAUUUUUUGGAUAUAACAGUACAUCACUAUGUGCAUUUAAGUCUUUAUGAUUACAACAUUUUUUCUCUCACUUCUUUAAAGACACUCGGAAUACAUUCCCCUGAUCUAACAUUUAACGAUGAGCAAAGUCAGAGAAACAUUCUGUACGGAUUGACAAACUUGCAAUCAUUAAAUCUAUCUUCAUGUUAUUAUCUCAAUGCAAGAGGUCUUUUGACAAUGUUGGAGACACAUAACCGCUUAGACGCAUUAAUUCUUGACAAGUUUGCCACUACCGGUGCUAGUAAUUUAAUUGUAGAUAAUGCAUUUGUUAAAAUAAUUAGUAAAUUGGAGAUAAGGAAGUUAAGUUUAAGUGGAUGUAACUUACUAAUAAAGGGUCCAUUUUAUCCAGAAAAUCGUUCAUAUUAUCUACGUGAUUUAGAUAUUUCGAAUAUCACGUUGUUAGUUAGCAGUGGCAAAUCACUAGGAGUACUAUUUCAAGAUGUACUGUCCAAUUUGAAAAGUUUGGAUGUAUCACUUAUUCAAACAAGAUUUAUUGAUCUAGAUUAUAGUUUUCUGUCUAACAAAACAGUUAACUUAGAAUGUAAUAAAACUAGCGAUCACUAUAUUCUCAGUCUGCUUUACAAACUUGAAAAUUUGAAAUUAAAUGGAAUAUUUGCUAGAAGUAUGGAGAUAAACAAUUCCUUUGUUAACUCAUCAAAGUGUAAUUUCAAUCUAAAAUCACUACAAUUAAGAUCUAAUAAGUUAUAUAUUUUUAAUUCAACUAUACUGUGGCCAAGCAAAAUGAAUUUAUAUGAACUUGAUUUAUCUUUGAACGAUCUGAAAUAUUUAUCCCCUUUUGCCUUUGGCUCUAUCUUGUCGUUACAAAUAUUCCACCUUGCUCACAAUAAACUGUAUCUGAUGACAUCUUUUGUAGAAUUUCGGUACCUGUUCUUUACAUUCAAACAUUUAUUACACCUGGAUCUUUCACAUAAUCAGUUAAGCUGGUUACCUUCCACAAUGUUUUCUAAUAAUAUCAACUUGACAGAACUAGAUUUAUCUCACAAUGAGUUCGCUUCAAUAAGUUUUGAAAUACGACAUCUAAUCAACUUACGUUUUCUCAACAUGGAAAGCAAUAAGAUACUCUAUAUUGAUGGUUCCGACUUGCGCAAUCUAGUUUUCCUGACACAUAAUAUGCCAAAUUCUGUUGAAAUCAGUUUUUCUGAUAAUCUAUUGCUUUGCAAUUGCAAGUCAGAACCGUUUAUUACAUGGUUAACAAACAGAAAACGAAAGUAUACCUGUACCUUAGAUGGCAAUGAUAUUGUAAUUGAUGAUGAAGCAAUUGACGAAACAAGGUUCCGGUGUAUACGUUCACGAAUCGUGAAAGUUUCAGUCUCAACAGGUAUAGCAAUUUUCUGUAUCACCUGUCUAGCUAUUACGUUCACUGUAUACAGGAAACGAAAACGAAAAAUGGUAAGAAGAAGGGCAAAUUUUCUAGAAGAUUUUAAAAAUGGAUUACUAGAACAGAAGUUUUUAUGCUUCUUGUCGUUCUCAAGUAAAGACGAAGGACCUCAAAUCAGUCAAAUUUAUGAACAUCUAAGUGAAUCGUUAAAAGCAUUGACGGGAAUAGAGCAGGAAGUGAUAUGUUUCGGUGAUAGACAUGUACAUCUGGGAUUUCCAAUCGUUGAUGAAAUAUUACGAUGUAUAUCAGAGAGUUGUGUAGCAGUUUUUAUGAUUUCAAACAGAUUCUGUGAAAGCCAUUGGUGUCAAAUGGAAGUUAGAGAAGCCUACGCGCUUAACCGACCUAUUAUACUUAUUUGUAAAGAGAACAUUGACUUAACAUUGAUGCCACCUUUUAUGUUAGGACUUUUCAGUCAGUUUACGCGAGCCAAGCUCAUUACAAAAGAUGACGGUCAAUUUGAAAUUAUACCAGACUUCCAACAACUGUCAAAUUCCAUCCUGAAACAUGCGACGAGGCGGUAUGAAGAAGAUAUUAACUGAUGUAAACACACACAGUAAUCUCUGUUAAUUAGAUAGUUACUUGAAUUCCAUUUUUCUAGAUUAUUCUAACUUAUAUCAUAGUUAAGAAGAAACAGUUUUAUGUUAUAGCAAUUUCUAUUAUGAUAUGAAUUGGUUAUUAGCAUCGUGUCGAGAAAUAUGCAAUAGUUCUGCUGCUGGAUAUUGCGAGCAGUAAAAUGCGAAAUAUUUUUUGCUAUUAAAGAACGCGAGUACAAUUAAAAUGUCUAAAAACUGCAUAUUAUUGAUUGUAAUUUGGUCGCUGUAGAGUCAAAUCCUCGUAACAGGGAUUUUAAUAUUUUCAGAAGAGGUGUGUUUCUGUUUACUUUGAUCAUAAGUGAUAUCAGUAAGUAAGGUAUAGUAAACAUGUCAACAAAACAUUGAAUAAUAAACAUCAUUAAUAGGUACAACAAGAACAUAAUAUUGAUAAGUUAAUAAGAUACUUAUAUCGUUUCACGAUAAUUAAUUAUUACAAUAAGAACACUUUAAAGAUCACAACGAGACGUUUUGAGUUUUAUUACUGAAUUACUGAAUGCUGGCGAAAUUCGAGUUAUGGGCUUUGACUCUGCAGGGACGAUUAUGUUGCUUACAAAGUAAUUGUUGUGUGUAUUUGUAAAAAUAAUUUUCAGAACGAUCACAAUACCUUUGGCUCAGGUGAGCUCAUAAGUAACCACCUCCAUGUGGGAACAUUUUGUAAAAAAUAAUAAAGUUGUUUAAAUACUGGCAUAAUAAUUGUUUUGUAUCAGAUUUUAUUAAUGAAACUGUAAUAUAUAUCUUCUACUGAUUUGCUUCCGACUUAAAUGUUAAAUACCCAUUUGCAGUUAAAGAUGUGUAGUAUGAUCUGAGUUAUCUAUAAUUCUAACACGACCAGCAAAUAACCUACAUAUAUGUAGAGAAAAAUCUGUCUUGGGUUAUUCUGCAAUAACCCACGCGCGUGGAAUGACGUCAUCUGAUCCAGGUGCGUAGCACGGUCGUAAAAGUAGUUAUCAUUUUUUGCUAAUGCUGUUGAUAAUAGCAUGUCGUGUUAGAAUCGAAAUGAUAAGUUCUAAAGUGAAAUGUAUCGUAGAAUAACCCGAGAUUUUCGUUCUUAUGCGAGACAAUAUGGCCUUCGUGAUAUAUUCUUACGCAUAAGAACUGAAAACACGAAUUAUUCUACGAUAAACCACAUUUGGGAAUUUAUUAUUUCAUUAACAUAAAGAAAUGAAGCAGAAUGUCAGAAAAAGCAGUUAAUUGCGUCAUUGAUGCAGUUAGUAAUUUAUAUACAAUGGACGGAAUUAGCUUUACCUUAUACCAUACAUGUAGUAGCAUAUAUCUACUUAAAUAAUGCUUAAUUAGGAGUAAUCUUGUAAUAUUUCAUAGCCGUUGCUAUCUGUUGUAACAGAAAAUGAUUUAAAUAAUGUUGAUUUAGACGUUUCGCAUUGUUCAAAACCAUUACUUAGUAACAAGACUUAUAGUACAAAAUAUCCAUCUUUAAAAGACCUUUGUACCAUUUGUUAUCUUUAAUUUGUGAAAUUAGCAGAGGAGUACGACAUCCACCUCAUUUUUUGUAAGCGACGUUCAUUUAUCAAAGUGUAUCGUAUGUUUAGAAUAUUAAAUGGAAUUACAUUUGACAAAGAUCACAUAUUAUCAUUUACAUCAUCAAAAGCAAAGUCAAGUUCAAGAGCGAAAUUUGAAAUUUUUCCUAUUUGAUCAGAUUUACAACACUGCUACAUUAUUCCUGCACCGCCCGAUUAGUUCAGUAGGUAGAGCGGGGUCGUGUGUAUGUUCUCCGUGACUUUUUGAUAAACGACAUCGUGUCUGAAAUCAUUAGUCCUCCACCUCUGAUUCAUGUCGGGAAGUUGGCGGAGAACAGGUUUGUACUGGAACAGAUUCCAGGAACACUGGUUAGGUUAACCGUUACAUGACUGAAAUACUGUUGAAAAACGGCGUUAAACCCAAAACAAACGAACAAACAAAAGCAACAUUAUUCCGUU